Triticum turgidum subsp. durum (durum wheat) is the source of this 837-nucleotide messenger RNA. Lineage: Eukaryota; Viridiplantae; Streptophyta; Magnoliopsida; Poales; Poaceae. The record is from the annotation of a GenBank genome assembly.
AUGGCACUUAAGUUGGCAGGCUUCUCAAAGCAACCAUGCUGCAGCCGCCCUCAAAACCUUUCAACACUCCUUGAAUUGCACGUCUCUCCCUCUCCCUCCCUUUCUCUACAUACAAAUACACACACGCAUACAACCCCUAUAAAUACUACUAAGAAACCACGUGAAGCAAGCACCCGUGCUCUCAUCUUCCUUCCUCACAGCCUUCCAUCUUCCUCUACUCUAUCUACUCCAGCAUAUAUGGGUGGAUCUACUAACCUUCCUCCUGGUUUCCACUUCUUCCCCUCCGACGAAGAACUCGUCAUCCAUUUCCUCCGGCGCAAGGCGGCUCUCCUCCCAUGCCGACCUGACAUCGUCCCUACACUGCCUCAGAAUCGCUACGAUCCAUGGGAGCUGAAUGGCAAAGCACUUCAAGCAGGGAACCAGUGGUACUUCUUUAGCCAAGCAACACAGAGUAGGGCCUCACGAAAUGGGUGCUGGAAUCCCGUCGGUGCCGAUGAGGCAGUAAGUAGUGGCGGCUCUCAUGUCGGCCUGAAGAAGACACUCGUCUUCUCCAUUGGGGAGCCCUUUCAGGCGACCAAAACCAACUGGGUUAUGCAUGAGUACCACUUACUUGACGGGAAUGUGGGUGCCAGCACUUCAGGUAGUUCACGCAAGCGGUCUCACAAGAAGAAAGGCCAACCAGACAAAGAAUGCAGCAAUUGGGUGGUGUGUCGGGUGUUCGAGUCGAGCUACGAUUCGCAAGUGACCUUCCACGAGGAGGACAUGGAGCUUUCAUGCUUAGACGAGGUGUUCCUAUCCCUGGAUGACUAUGAUGAAGUCAGUUUGCCGAAGAAUUAG